AUGCAGCGCUCGACCGGCCUGACUUUCAAGACGGACAGAGCUGCCGGCGAAAACAAGGACAUGACGAAGUGGAUUGAGAAGUAUCUCGGUGUCGGCGAGUGGGUGAUGGAUCAGUCGGUCGCUAUUGCCGGCUCCAGCGGUUGGUUCGAACGCAGGCGAUAA
Colletotrichum acutatum is the source of this 162-nucleotide messenger RNA. RefSeq lists its product as uncharacterized. Bases 1 to 162 code for a protein of 53 amino acids. NCBI's taxonomy places the organism in Eukaryota, Fungi, Ascomycota, Sordariomycetes, Glomerellales, Glomerellaceae. The record is from RefSeq and is a predicted model, not a curated record. Gene Ontology annotation, cellular component: cytoplasm. The transcript is spliced from 2 exons.